Molecule: messenger RNA, 685 nt
Organism: Oryctolagus cuniculus (rabbit)
Lineage: Eukaryota; Metazoa; Chordata; Mammalia; Lagomorpha; Leporidae
Source: RefSeq, a predicted model, not a curated record
GCCGCCCAGUCAGUCCUCGCCCUGUGAGGCUCUGCGUUCCCGGCAGAGAGAAGGUCACGCCCUGCUCAUGAACUUCGCCAGUGAGCUCUCAGAGUACUUCCUGCUGCUGGAAGACAACACACAGUGCACCCCCAGAGGAAGAGGAAGAAGAUGGAGAAGAGUAUGAGAAUCCCGAGAAACCCAGCAACCCUCCUGCCACGCUCUACAACACCAUGAUCGCGUUGUCCAGCUCUCACCUCCCCGAGUACGCCUACCUCCCGAUCCUAAGCCACUUCCAGACGGAGAACGUCAUUCCUGGGGACACCUACACCUUGGUGUUCGAUCUUCCUCACAGGGUGGUCCAAAUACAGGUGCUGACCGGCCUCGGUGCCCAGGGGCUGUACCACCUGGAACACGGGCAGGUGGAACUGGGCUAUGAGCCCGUGCUGGAGGGAAUGGGCUGUGCCCACUAUGUGCUGCUGGGCCCCCUGGUGAAGGGCAAGUGCAACCAGAAGGUCCCGUACACAGCAGGUCUCAUGGGGGCUGUGAGGUGUGUGCGGCUGCUGGUAACAGCCCGACAGCACUUCUCUGUGACCAUCAGCCAGAUCAAUGUCUGGACUAGAGAUGAGGAAGGGUAGGGGUAACAAGGCCAGUGUUCGGGGAUGGGCUCAGCACUGAUGACAGGAAAUUAAAGCUUUGAAAUUCG